AAUUAAGCUAAGCUGGCAACACUGAAGAACGCAGAAAAACAAAUUCUUGCAAGUUUUAUAUCCCAGUGAAUAAAAAAGUGUAAAUUGCAAUCGAAAAUAGCCAAGCCGCGUGUUGCAUGCGGUCCUUGCAUUUGUCGAAGUGGUGUCAACGUUUUUCACCAGCCCCGGCGCAGAUGCCAUAACCAAAAAGCGAUCGGAAUUGUCGGCAGUUCCCUCCUAACAAUACUAAAAAAAAACAAAACAAAAUCAGACAAACACGAUAUCGGUUGCAUGUAUGCCAGUGCAUUUUAUGGACGCCUUAGACUUGACUGCCUGCGGAAGCCAGCCGGAGCUUGACCGGGUCAAGAGCCUGUCAUAAGACAGAAACUGAAACUAAAUCAGAAACCGCACCAGCAAAAAACCAAGUCCCAAGACAGUUGCACUGAUCACCACCACACCCAUUUAGCAUUCAGCUGCCCCUAAGCUAAGCAUCAACACUCACCAUACCAUCAUCAUCCAUCCGGGUAGAGCAAGAGCAUGAGCCUGUGGAAGCGCAUCUCCAGCCAUGCCGACUGCGAGCAGCGUAUGGCGGCCCACUACGAUGAGAAGGGUCUGUUUGACCUGCGCAUCUGCUUGGCGCCCUGGAUCGAAGACAGGAUAAUGUCGGAACAGAUCACACCCAACUCCACGGAUCAGCUAGAGCGUGUGGCACUCAAGUUUCACGAAGAUCUGCAACAGAAGCUUCUCUCCACACGCACCGCCAGCGAUCAAGCACUCAAAUACCGUGUGGUGGAGCUCUGCGCCCUCAUUCAACGCACCUCCGCCGUCGAGCUAUAUACGCAUCUGCGUACCGGCCUCCAAAAAGAACUGCAGCUGGCCACCGAAAAGAGCGUGGCAUCCACAGCAGGUCAAUCUAUGCCGCUUAAUUCGUAUAACAUGAACGCCGCCGCUAUGGCCACAGGCGGCUACAUGGACACCAAUGAGAUCUUGGGAGUCACCAACAGUUGCAAUCCAGUCCAAAAUAUGAGUGUCAUGCCGUGCACUGUCCAGAAUCCAGGCAUAGCUUCGCCUGCUUUAGGAAUGGCUGCACCCAAGGUUGAGUUGUACGACGUCCAGCACCAGAUUAUGCAGACCCUUAACGAGUUCGGCGCCUGCGGCAAUGCCCUGAAGCUGCUCGUCCAAAACUACAGCUACAUGUUGAACUCUACAGCGUCGCCCAAUGCUGAGGCGGCCUUCAAGUGUCUGAUCGAGGAGAAGGCGGCCAUCGUGAUCACAGUACGUCGCAGCUUUAUGUACUACGAAUCGCUGUACGAGAUGGUCUUCCAUGAGCUUAAGAACUGGCGCCGCCAGCAGGCUCUUGCCGGUAACGGGGCUCCGUUCAAUGAGGGAGCCCUCGACGAUAUUCAGCGCUGCUUCGAGAUGCUGGAGACAUUUAUUGCCCAUCUGCUGGCCGCCAUUAAGGAGAUAAUGCGUGUCCGCCUGGUCAGCGAUGAGCCGGAGUUGACACACCUUCACGAACAGAUCCAGCUCUCGCAGAAGAAUCUGGUCUGCUCCGCUUUCAUCGUGGACAAGCAGCCGCCACAGGUGAUGAAGACAAACACACGCUUUGCAGCCUCAGUGCGCUGGCUCAUCGGAUCCACACUGGGUAUUCACAACAAUCCUCCCACUGUUGAGUGUAUAAUUAUGUCAGAAAAUCAAGCGCAUCGGUUCGUGACUCGCGGCGCCCAGUUGGACAACAGCUUGGCAGGACAGUCGUCGGGCGAAAUACAGAACUGCUCCAGCACCAUGGAGUAUCAGCAGAGCAACCACGUUUUCUCGGCCAGCUUCCGUAAUAUGCAGCUGAAGAAGAUCAAGCGAGCUGAAAAGAAAGGCACUGAGAGCGUCAUGGACGAGAAGUUUGCCCUCUUCUUUUAUGCGACCACCACAGUGAACGAUAGUCAUCAGGUCCGCGUGUGGACUCUAUCCUUGCCCGUCGUGGUGAUCGUGCACGGCAACCAGGAGCCUCAGUCAUGGGCCACAAUCACAUGGGACAAUGCUUUCGCAGAGAUUGUCCGCGAUCCCUUUAUGAUCACCGAUCGUGUCAGCUGGGCUCAGCUUUCUGUGGCGCUGAACACCAAAUUUGCAUCGAGCACACAGCGCUCCCUGACCAUCGACAACCUGGACUUCAUUUACGAGAAACUCCAGCGUGAGGAGCGCUCUGAAUAUAUUACGUGGAACCAGUUCUGCAAGGAGCCCAUGCCCGAUCGAUCCUUCACCUUUUGGGAAUGGUUCUUUGCCAUUAUGAAACUCACCAAAGAUCACAUGUUGAACAUGUGGAAGGCCGGCUGCAUCAUGGGCUUCAUCAACAAGGCCAAGGCGCAAGAUGAUCUGCUGCGUUCACCCUCUGGCAUCGGCACUUUCCUGCUCCGCUUCUCCGACAGCGAGCUUGGAGGAGUCACCAUUGCCUAUGUCAACGAUACUGGAAUGGUCACCAUGCUGGCACCUUGGACUGCCCGUGACUUCCAGGUGCUUAACCUGGCCGAUCGCAUUCGUGAUCUUGAUGUGCUGCGCUGGCUAUAUCCCAGCGAUCGCAAUGCGCUCUGCGUAGAGCGUGACACCGCUUUCGGCGAAUUCUUCUCAAAGCGUCAGGAACCCUCGCCCGGCUACAAGAAGACCACCCUGCACGUCCAGGUUUGUAAUAGCAACGGCGACAACGGGUCCAUCAGCGGAACACCGCGACACGUAUCGACGCAUGAUGGCAUGCAGAUGGGAAAUGGCGACUUUGGGAUGGCGGACUUCGAUUCAAUGACGAACUUUGAGGUAUAUAACUAAACUUACUAUAAACUAUAUAGAAACGAAACCUGAAGAAGGUGUGUUGGCACCGCUAUCAUGGAAGUGGAUCGUAAACAACGAUUGGAACACACCGCCGUGAUCUGGCGGCGCGUCGUGACUCAUUUGUGCUAUUCGAAAUUAUUAUUUUAUGUUAUCUAGAUGUAAUUAUUAGAAUUUGGAAUGCAUCGUAGAGGCAGGUUUUGUUUGCUUUUGUGAAACGCCAAACAACUAUAACAACAACAACAACAAUACGAUCUACUAGAGCAAUGCAUGCAACACACAAAACACCACCCAGAACACUGACUAUAUCGAGACUAUGAGUGUGCUUGGACCUGGUCUGACUUGAGCAGAAUUUAGUACUUUAUGUUUUGUAUAAACUCUUUGGAAUGUGUCCGCAUGUUAUUCGUUUUAUAUUUUUAUAUAUAUAUGUACCAUCUAUAUAUAUCUAUAUAUCUGUAUACUUUGAUUUUUUGUACCACUAACCAGUAGUGAGAAAGCAUUACUUUUAGACGAUGAAUCGGUUUAGUUAGUGUGUAACUAUUUGUUGAAUCUAAAUUUUUGAUUUUGAUUUUAAUUUUAAACGAUUAAUCAUAUUUUGAAAUACAAACUACCUUCGCGUGCUAAGCCUAAGUUAAACGACGACGAGAAGAGAGAAGGAAUCAAUACGAUGAUAUAGCCACACGCAGAGAUUAAUUGCGUUUAUUUUAGUUUAUAGUUUAUAAGUAACAUUGUGAAUUGCUUUAUGUGAAGAACACACAACCCACUCCCCCCAUCCUAAAUUGGCUUCCAAUGCUGAAAAUGCGCAAAAAGUUUUAAGAAAUCCAUUUAUGUAUAUUUUUUUUCUCCUAUAACGUGAAUUUAAACUAUUUGUUUUCGAGUCAGGGCGCUGUUUGGAAUGCAUUUUAAAUGCACCAAUCAUGCCAAUUGCCUUUUUAGUCAGUUAUCAGAGACACACGACGAUUAUUACACUACAUAGAAAGCGUAAAUAUAAUACUUUAUGUUAACAACACACAACACUACACUCUAAGCUUUGUAUGUGAACCUUAAGAAUUUUAUAAGACUUAAGUACAGACCCAAAAUAAAUUCAUUAAAAAAAAACAA
Molecule: messenger RNA, 3891 nt
Organism: Drosophila serrata
Lineage: Eukaryota; Metazoa; Arthropoda; Insecta; Diptera; Drosophilidae
Gene: Stat92E
Product: Signal transducer and transcription activator Stat92E
Biological process (GO): regulation of DNA-templated transcription; signal transduction
Molecular function (GO): DNA binding; DNA-binding transcription factor activity
Source: RefSeq, a predicted model, not a curated record